This is a messenger RNA of Didymosphaeria variabile, 1509 nucleotides long. RefSeq lists its product as uncharacterized. Gene Ontology annotation, cellular component: fungal-type vacuole membrane. The record is from RefSeq and is a predicted model, not a curated record. The transcript is spliced from 5 exons. Gene Ontology annotation, biological process: amino acid transmembrane transport. Lineage: Eukaryota; Fungi; Ascomycota; Dothideomycetes; Pleosporales; Didymosphaeriaceae. The coding region runs from base 1 to 1509 and encodes 502 amino acids. Gene Ontology annotation, molecular function: L-tyrosine transmembrane transporter activity; L-histidine transmembrane transporter activity; L-lysine transmembrane transporter activity.
AUGGCUUCAUAUUCGGCCAUCGGUCCUGAGCAGCCGAACGAUACGGACCCCAUGUCUUCAAGCACUGGCUCUCUACGAGGGCGGAGGCGCGGAAGGGGAAAGACUUUAACGGGACAUCACGGCCAGGCAACGUGGAUAUCGAGCGUCAUCAACUUGGUCAAUACCAUCCUCGGCGCUGGCUUGCUUGCGAUGCCCUCGGCGCUCUCGAAAAUGGGCAUAUUCCUGGGAAUCUUCGUUAUUGCGUGGGCUGGCUUGACCGCUGGCUUUGGCCUUUAUCUCCAGACGCGAUGCGCACGAUACAUAGACCGCGGCAAUGUCUCGUUCGCAGCUCUUUCACAGCUCACAUACCCGAACCUGUCUAUUCUCUUUGACGCUGCGAUUGCAGUAAAAUGUUUCGGCGUGGCUGUGAGCUACCUCAUUAUUAUCGGGGACCUGAUGCCCAGAGUAGUCGAGGGAUUUUCGCCCCAGGCUGGGGAGAUAUCAUUCUUGGUAGACAGGCAGUUCUGGAUAACCGUGUUCAUGCUCAUCGUUAUCCCACUUUCGUUUCUUCGGCGCCUGGAUUCGCUCAAAUAUACGAGCGUUAUUGCUCUUUUCUCAAUUGCAUAUCUCGUAAUUCUGGUGGUCGCACACUACAUCAAGGGCGAUACACUGGCUGAACGUGGACGCGUUAGAGUGUUCCAGUGGUCUGGUCCUGUCUCUGCACUCGCUGCCUUCCCCGUAAUAGUAUUUGCAUAUACUUGCCAUCAGAAUAUGUUCUCCAUCCUGAACGAAAUCUCAAACAACUCUCAUUUCCGCACCACAUCCGUGAUUUUUGCCUCCAUCGGUUCCGCCUGCGCCCUGUACAUCUUGACCGGCAUCACGGGCUACCUCUCCUAUGGCGACAACAUCACAGGCAACAUCGUAAACAUGUACCCCGCCGCCGCAGCCUCAACCAUCGGCCGUCUCGCCAUUGUAAUCCUGGUCAUGUUCUCCUACCCGCUCCAGAUUCACCCUUGCCGCGCCAGCAUUGACGCAUGCCUCAAAUGGCGCCCGCGCCGCCGAGCCCAAGGUGAAGACAGCCCCAGCAGACACAACCUGAUCGCGGGUGCCCCUACCCCACGCCACGGGGGCAAGCCCAAGGAGAUGGGCGACCUCCGCUUCGCAAUCAUCUCCACGGUGCUCAUCAUCCUCUCCUUCAUCACCGCCAUGACCGUCUCCUCGCUCGAAAAGGUCCUUGCGUACGUUGGGUCUACUGGGUCUACCACUAUCUCAUUCAUCCUCCCCGGAUUAUUCUACUACAAGAUCUCGGAUCCGGACUCGGCGCACCAUCAGAAAUUGGUUAAGGAUGAAGAUGACGAGGAUCAGUUCGACAGCGCGGAUGCGGAGGGAUACGUAAUGAGCGAUGCGCACAGGAGUAGGAAUUGGAGAAGGGGCCUGCUGAGGCAGUUGAGUCUUGCGCUCGCUAUUUACGGCGCGUGUGUGAUGGUGACCUGCUUGGUGACGAAUACCUUUCUGGUGGCUGCGCACUGA